Molecule: messenger RNA, 1094 nt
Organism: Salvelinus fontinalis (brook trout)
Lineage: Eukaryota; Metazoa; Chordata; Actinopteri; Salmoniformes; Salmonidae
Product: G-protein coupled receptor 35-like
Exons: 1
Coding region: 81-977 (298 amino acids)
Biological process (GO): positive regulation of Rho protein signal transduction; phospholipase C-activating G protein-coupled receptor signaling pathway
Cellular component (GO): membrane
Molecular function (GO): G protein-coupled receptor activity
Source: RefSeq, a predicted model, not a curated record
CAAAAACAAACGUUCUACACUCAGAGAAAAAGAACAGUAAAUGACUAUCAUGUGUUUUUAUAAUCUCUCUUUAGGUAACUAUGUGUGACACGAACACCAUCCAUAUACACAUCCUCCAAGGUGUGAGCUACCUUUCUGUGUUUCUGGUGGGCCUGCUACUCAACAUGGCGUCUCUACGUGUCUUCUUCGUCAAACGGGCCACGUGGACGGACACACACAUCUACAUGCUGAACCUCGCCGCCGCCGACUGUGCCCUAAUCCUCUUCCUCCCUUUCCGCAUCUAUGAUGCCUUCCAGAGUCUGCCCAUAACGCCCUUCUGCACGAUUCUCGUCUCGACGCAUUACAUCAACAUGUACGCCAGUAUCUUCACUGUCACCGCCAUCAGCGUCCACCGCUACCUGGUGGUCAAGUUCCCACUCCAGACCAGAGCGUGGCGAUCAAAGAAGGUGGCUGUGGCGGUGUGUGGGGCCAUAUGGGUCACGGUAGUAACGAUAUGUGGUGUGUUCAGUGAUGCCAACCAUCCCCAAAAACUAUUUACUUGCUAUCAGAGAUGUAAAGAAAUCCCAUUGCCUGUUGGGUUCCUUGCGGUUCUAGAAGUGCUGGGGUACCUUCUCCCGCUCUUGAUUAUAGUGUUCUGUUCCACACAGACCAUAAUGGUUCUGCUGAAGGAGACGGAUCAGGAAGAAACCACUGUGGAGAAGAGGAACAUCAUUGGCAUUAUAACAGCCAACCUGAUCGUCUUUGUGGUUUGCUACACCCCCAUCCAUAUUGGGUUUCUGCUGAAGUACCUGGCCAAAACAAACCACUGGGAAACGUUAGACUGGGAUGGUUGUUGGCAGGUUUGUGAAUGGAUCGCUACCACAAACUGCUUCUUGGAUUCCAUUAGUUAUUACUUUCUGUUGAAGAAGUUUUAUUCUAAAGCCAGUAGAUCAGCAGAAGUUGACAGAGGCUCAGAGAUUGCAUUAACCAACAAUUAAACUAUAAACACACACACCUACCCCGAUAAUGAGUCAUACCCCUCCCUCCCUCCAUGUAUUACACUGCCAGAAUAACGUCAUCAUGUUUUUUGACAACAUCUCUUUUAUUAAAAUCAU